This is a messenger RNA of Toxotes jaculatrix (banded archerfish), 3205 nucleotides long. It is a transcript of the gene sapcd2, whose product is annotated as suppressor APC domain containing 2. Bases 219 to 1640 code for a protein of 473 amino acids. Lineage: Eukaryota; Metazoa; Chordata; Actinopteri; Toxotidae. The transcript has 6 exons. The record is from RefSeq and is a predicted model, not a curated record.
GCGGUGGAGUAUCGGUGGAAGGUAGGCUGCCGAAACGGUAAAAAAAAAUAGAUUGAUUUCAGGCUAAAAAUCAUUUUAAAGACAUGUAUUUUGCUACUCAAUGAGCGACAAUUCGUUGUGUUGCUCUGCAUGUUCAGCUGUGUGUUUAUAUAAAGUUAGCCAACUUUGGUGUUGGUGUGUUUUUGAUUGAUUAGUCAGUGGAGAUUAUCAGUACCUCCAUGGCUUUGAUAGCGACUGACCGUGGCUGCAAACUGAACGGGACGUCGGCGAUUUACGGCAGAGUUGAGCCAAGAAAAGAAGUGUUUCAAGGCAAGGCAGAGCGCUUUAAAACUGUCAAAAUGCAGCCAAAAGAGACGGAGUAUUCAACAGAUGGCCUGCCCAAAGCCUUCCUACACAGCCUGAGGACGCUCUUUGACAUUUUGGAUGAUGGUGGACGGGGCUAUGUCCACAUUUCGGAGAUCGAGAGCCGCUGGCAGGGCGCAGACACCCGAGAGCUGCCCGGCGGGGUGCUAGGCUGUCUCAGGAGGGUCACUCCACCGCAUGGCUGCCUCACCUUUGAGCGGUUUGUUGCGGGGCUGCGGUACUCCAUGCUCAACCCAGAGAACAGCUCCCACUUCAAGGCCCAAGCUGCCGUUCAUCCGCAACAGGCUCCAAAGCAGCACCAGAAACCCGCCCCUCUGUCCACAUGUAGCGUCGGCACCCGGGUUGAGAACAAGGUCCGUCCGCUGGGGCCGAGCAACGUGACCAACACCCAGCAGCAUCGGGCGUCCAACCUCCAGAGCCGCGUCAGGCUGGAGGAGGGCGCCGGGUACCCCGCGUGUGGACCGGCGAGGUACAGCGCGGGCUUUGAGAGGUCCGGGCGGAGUUUGGAGCGGAUUCCUGUCGCUCCGGAGGGAGGGUGUUACAGGACCGAUCCGGGCCAUGCCACCAAACCAACACAGCCCCAGCAGAGCCGUGUCAGGUCCAUUGAGUCGCUUGCUCUGGAGUCACCGCAGCUCCAAGGACCAAGUGUUGUGAAAUCAGGUUUACCAAGAUCUCAGAGCGAAUCAGCAACAGGAUUUACUGGCGGCUCCAGGCGACACGGGCGGAGUCGGGAAGAGCAGAGGCGGCAUACCAUAUCCAACGGAGUGGAUUACGGCAUGUUGAAGCAAAUGAAAGAGCUGGAGCAGGAGAAAGACUCCCUGCUGGCAGGCCUGGAAGUGGUGGAGCGGGCUCGAGACUGGUACCAGGGUCAAAUCCACAAUGUCACAGAGAGACAGCGGCAGGUCGGCCAGAGCUCCCACUGCACGGAUUUCUUCACAGAAGCCAAUCAGAGUCGCAUGAAUGUUCUCAUUCCCAAACUACAAGAAGUCAACCAGUGCCUUAAUGACCUAAUUUCCUGCACAGGGAUGCAGUCAUUUCCUUCAAGCAGUGCUCAGACUGCAGUGCUCUCAGCAACUUCCCAGCCUCCAGCUCCUGCUCCUCCACAAGCCAUCCAGAGACUGAAGGACCAGAACCGACUUCUCACACAGGAGGUGACGGAGAAGAGCGAGCGCAUCGCCCAGCUGGAACAGGAGAAAUCGGCCUUGAUAAAACAGCUUUUUGAGGCUCGAGCCCGCAGCGCUCAAGACACCAGCACCAUGGAUUCCACCUUCAUCUGAAAACAGUUACACUCCACCCAACUCCAUAACAGCACCGUGUUUCUAGGAAACAUCAUGAUGUAGCAUGGACAUAUUUGCGCUGGUCUGGAGCAAACUUUUAUAAGACUGAAGCUGACUCUUUGUUUACCCAACUGACCAUUUGUGGCAGUGACGCACCUUUAGCCAUGACAAAACCCUCGACUGCAACAUGUCACCACUCCACCCCAAACCAAACCAUGCACUACCUAGAUGUGAACACUCCCCCAUGACUUAAGUUGAAAAGCUCUUUUACUUGCUGCCUUCACAUUCAUAGGCAGUCCCACCAAGCUGAAAAGACUGAAAACUCUAUCAAGAAAUGAGUCAGGUCUCGUGAGAUCCCAUCUCUCCUUGUCUUGCAGCAUCUGCAAGAUCUCCACUCCCAUUCCCAAAAGACUGUUGUUUUUCUUCUUCUGCUUGACUGCACAGGCAGCUUUAAAUACGUAAACUUUAACUUAGUGGUCCAAAAAGGAAUUGGACGAUGGGGGUGGGGGGCGGUUUCUGUUGGAAAAUAAUGCCAUAUUCUUACAGUUUAAAAUGAAAACAAAUUAGAUGCAUCUGCUUGCUGUGACCUAUCAAUUACAUUUUUGUUUAAAUCUUUUAAGUUUGGUACUUUGAUCUCAGUCAUUAUGAGAUACACUUUACCCAUGUCUUUUAGUAUUUCCUUCCUUUUAAUGUCAAUUAAUAAUAAUGUUUACCUGACAUUUGCUUUCUGGUUUUUAAUUUUAAACACUGAGAAAGAAGAAUGGCUGAGAGGAAUAGUUUUUACUGUAUUUUAUAAUAGCAUGUUAAAUGUUGAGACUUUUCAUGAAUUUUGAGAUGUUUUUUUUUUUAAGAUUGCAGCCAGACAGAGGCAGGAGGACAGUUUACAAGCUAAUGAGAUGUCAUGACAGAGACGAUGAGAGACGUUUGGACAUUUGCACGUAGAAGAGAGCUGAGGAGGACAAACAUGGUAGACGGUGAAUGUGAUGGAGUUGGGAGAUGUUCUGAUGUCAUGUCAGAAACAAACAAACAAAAAAAAAACGAACAAAAAUUAUCACUUUGGCUAUCUAGUUCUAUAUCCCUGUGUGUCUUUACAGUGGAUUCUUUGCAUGGGUCAUAUUUUCAGCUAUAAAAUAUUUAUCCUCUGAAGAGAUCUGUUUGGAAGCUAGAGAUUAAACAUUAGCACAGAUGUAAAAACCCAUUUUGUCCUUGUAAGCGUCGCCUUUUAUCAGGAUCAGCCUGGAAACUGUUGACUUUAGACUAAACUGAAAAAAAAAAAAACUUUUAGCCAUCCACAAGUUUACAAUAAAAAUAUUUAGUUAGUGGGUGGUGGUAGAAAAAAAAACAUUGUAGUUUUAUAAUGGAUCUGUACGGUACUGCUGGGAUGUCUGCACAUAACAUAGUUAUAUACUGUUGACGUCUGUUUCCCACUUAUUUGAUUGUAUGUUUCUUGCUGCUCAAACUACAUUACGUGUGAGUGAAACUCUUCCUUCUGGUUUGUAUUAAGAGCACUAAGACUUCUGCGGAUAUGUUAAAAAAAUAAAUAUGACCAAAUGGUGCUGACUGUG